AUGCAGCUGUCAUUCGAAGGAAGCUUGGGAAAAAGCUGAUUGCGCUCGAGAAAACACUGGAAUAUUGACUUUUUUCCGGCUCUCACGUUAUUGUUUUACCAGAAUUACAUUUAAAGUAACUGUUAAACAUGACGCGAUCUGGUUCAUGUGAAGGAUAUUAGUGCCAUUAAACGUUCCUGUUGCUUAGUUAGCUAGCUAAACGUCCAGAGAGAACAAGAUUAACUGCUUAUAAAACUUGGCACUGUCACCAAAGGAAGUUUAAUGUUUAUCGCGCGCUGGCGUUAACUUUUUUUGAAGAAACGGGAACCUCCUUCCUUUUUUCCCCCCACAAAACUAGAAGUGUCGUAGCACCGUUGCGAACCAUGUCCGCGUCCGCGACAAACUCCUCUCACCAGCAGCAGCCGCGAGUGCGGCUCAGCAACGCCGCUUCCCCCAACUCCGCCGGCGGCAGCGGCGCCCCCCGGCUGCAGCCCAUCCGCGCCACGGUGCCCUACCAGCUCCUGCGGGCGAACCAGCACAGCCCGACUUGCCCUCCCUCCUCGCACUCGGUGGCGAGCCGCGGCUCGAGUCCCCCCAGCCCGACACAGCCGCUGUCGAGCCCGGCGGCGAACGGCUCGGCGGAGCCGCGACUUGUAACCAGACAGAGACUGUCACCGGACAGCAGGGACUCGCCGGAGCGGAGUCCCAACUCGCCCGUCUGCAGAGCAGAGCGUCAGAAGCCUCAGCAGUUGCGUGGCACCAGCUCCAUCCGCCGGACCUCGUCCCUCGACACCAUCACGGGGCCCUACCUCACCGGGCAGUGGCCCCGAGAGCCCCACACGCAACACCGGCCAUCCUGUAUGAAAGACAAAGCCACGCAGACUCCCGGAGGCUGGAGUGAGGAGGGCGGGGAGAGAAUCAUCCACCAACGUUCCGCGUCAUGGGGCAGCGCCGACCAGCUCAAAGAGCAGAUCGCCAAGCUGAGGCAGCAGCUUCAGCGCGGCAAACAGGCCGGAAGGCAGGGGAGGGAGAAGGACCGGCUCUCGCCCCAGCAGGGCGGGGUCCACGGCGCCGGGAGCCCGGCUCAGCCUGCGUCGAAGUCGAUCCCAGUGCCGCUGUACAGCUCCUUUGUGACAAAAUCCUCCAUCGUCCGGGUUCCCAACAGCGUCGAAGGCAUAAACCACGAGCUGGAGAGGGUGUUCAUCAAUGACAACGGGGACAAGGAGGAGCUGAAGGUCCUGGAGGUCCCGGACGGGAGGCGUGCCCCCUGCCCCCCCCAGCAGCGCAGCAGCAGCACGCGGAGCAUCGACACCCAGACGCCCUCCAGCCCUUCGCCCUGCCCCUCGCCUCCCUACCAUCCAGGCUUCCAGGAUGGGAGCCCCUGUUCCGCCGAGGACCUGCUGUACGAGCGGGACAAAGACGGUGGGAGCGGUUCCCCUUUGCUCAAGUUUGCCUCUUCUCCCAAGCCAAACAACAGCUACAUGUUUAAGAGAGAGCCCCCAGAGGGCUGUGAAAGGAUCAAGGUGUUCGAGGAAAUGGCGUCUCGCCAGUCAGGCUCCAUUCCUCUCUUCUCAUGUCCUGACAAAAACAAAGUGAACUUCACCCCAACUGGCUCUGCCUUCUGUCCCGUCAAACUCCCAGGCUCCUCUCCUUCGAACCCUGGACGUGCGCUUGGCCCAAGUCAUGUCACUGGAUCUGACUAUGCCUCGCCAUACUCUAUGAGCGUCGAGCCGAGCGCUCCAUCUGUAACUCAGGUCUCUGCUAGCACCAGCACAGAUGAGUCCCCUGGGGGCCCUGCAAUGCCCCCUGCAUGCCUCCAGGGGGGGCCAGUUGAUCCUCACUCCUGGCCUCAGAGCUUUAUCAUUAGUUAGUCAUUGGCAGAGCUGGUACCUGCUUCUCUCACCCACCCAUAGCUGAUGGCAAAGCCCUCCCCCCUUUCAGAAGAAGCCCCCACUGUCCAAUGAUCCCCCACUUUCUGCAUGGUGUACCUACAAUCUUUAGAACAAAAAAAGCUAGCAUAAUCUAGCACAUCCAUAAAUGAUGUUUUGGCAGGGAUAGGAAUAAUCUCGUGUUUACUCUGUAAUAAGCAGAUGCUCGCAACUAUGAAAGUGGAAUUAGCGCUUGUCUUUGAACAGUGUUAAAACAGAGUUGUGGAAUAGUGGGUGGUGGGGGGGUGGAGAGAUAAGCACCUACAACUAGAAUAUUUAAUUUGGUACCUUGAUGUCCUGUGUUGUUUCAAUAUCCACAGUAUGAAUAAGCUGUAUAUCCAAACAAAAAAAAUGCCUGUUAAAACUGAAAGAUCUAUAUUGCUGUGUCAUUUUCAACAAAAAAGUUUUUCCCCACUGUUUACAGUGAAUCCAGGUUAUGUACGUAGACACAAAGAAUACAGACACGAGGCCUCGUUGCUGCACAGUGGGAGCUUCAGGUUUUUCACUCCUGUCUAAACUCAGGUGAUUUGGAAUGUAUCCAUGCAUGGAUUGGUCCCAAUCUACAAAAUUUUUUUGAGGCAGACAAAAAAAAAACGCAUCACUGUAUUGCCUUUCCAUUUUGUACGUUGACCUUUUUCCUCAUGACAUUCCAUGUUGUUGGAAUUUGUGCUUUCUGCUCCGGGAGUCAUCUCCCGGAACGUGGAAGAAUCCCAGCAACCAGCAGCGCUGCGGAACAGCGUCAGUAUCACAGCAUCGUCAUUGUCCCACGGGUCAUCUGUGGGAGAUCCUUAACGGACAGUACGGACCCUCCCCGCCUUGACUGAUGAGGUGUCGCCAAGUUAUGGCAGAACAUUUUAGCGUGAGGCUGUACCUGAGAGACACUCCUCGCAUUCCUGGAAAUGGAGUUUCGUAGCCCAAACUGCAAAUUAAAACAUUCCGGGCCCUAAAGAGUGGUCUUUGUUACCUGCGCUAUUCAUGCGCUUGCGAAAUGGCGCAUCGCACAUUACCGUGCGAUUCAAUCACGGAUGUGUUUUAAUGACACCAAAUGCAUUGCAUUUGCAUGUAGAUUUUGCUGAAUGGGAUUAAUAAGGUAUCUGGAAAUGGUGACAGACUUGGUUGCCCUGACUCUAAUGGCCACGUUCCCCCCUGUGUUAGUGAUAUGUGCACCUUCUGGGGUUCAGACCUAGUCAUGGCCUUACAAUAGAUAGUUGAUGCAAUUUUUUCUAGUUCCACUUAUUUUUUCAAAUAUAUAGCCACUGACUGAGUGUCUGUUUAAAGGCAACCUUUUUAUUGUUAUUCUAAAUCUAAAAUUUUAAUAUUUUCAUGAAAAAAUAUGAAAGUCCUGGGCUUUUUAAUAAUAAAGAUUUACCAUAAAGUAAAGCUCUUAACUAAACAAGCCAAACACGUUGCUGAAGGGGACAAAUGUAAAGGGAAACCUAACUGCAUAUUUUUACCGUAGCGUCUGUGUCUUUACACAGUUGGUGAAGAAGCUUUGAUACGAGAGACAAACUGGUUGUACAUCCACAGACACGAAUGUUUAGAAAACAGAGGAAACCACACAAAUAGCACAAAUUUCUCUCAUCAUCCAGUCACUCGAGGUUAGAACCUGCUAUAGUUCCCCAGCCUAGUGUUUGCAGAGAUGAAUGUAGCAAGAUAUGGUAUAAAGAAAAGCUCAACUAGUUUGUAAAAUAUUGACAUAAGUUAUUUUUCUUAUUCUUCAUUUUUGUAUAUUCAUCUAAGAAGCAUAGCGAAGCACUUUUCUGCAUAGUUUCUUGGCAACAUCUUGGCACCACAUUCAAAGGUGUUUUGCCAGUUGCCACACACACACACACACACACACACAUUCAAAUUUUGUUUUGUAUUUUAAUAGAGAGCUUUUGUGUCUUCAGUUAAAUAAAGUUUCAAUGAAACAAGAAA
This is a messenger RNA of Brienomyrus brachyistius, 3824 nucleotides long. RefSeq names its product glucocorticoid-induced transcript 1 protein. Gene Ontology annotation, cellular component: cytoplasm. Gene Ontology annotation, biological process: podocyte development. The record is from RefSeq and is a predicted model, not a curated record. NCBI's taxonomy places the organism in Eukaryota, Metazoa, Chordata, Actinopteri, Osteoglossiformes, Mormyridae. The transcript is spliced from 8 exons. Bases 363 to 1850 code for a protein of 495 amino acids.